This is a messenger RNA of Anopheles bellator, 1761 nucleotides long. RefSeq lists its product as uncharacterized. The transcript is spliced from 3 exons. Lineage: Eukaryota; Metazoa; Arthropoda; Insecta; Diptera; Culicidae. The coding region runs from base 940 to 1527 and encodes 195 amino acids. The record is from RefSeq and is a predicted model, not a curated record.
CGCCGGAACAGUUCGUUCCCCGCGCGAGAGACGGAUCACGCUAGACGGAAUAACGUGGUGAAAAACGAGUAAAGGCGUAGAGAACAUAGACUUAUCGUGACCUUAGUCCGCGCCACCAAGCCCCAACCUGAGACGGUCUUGGAAAGGGUAGCGAAACCUUCACACCCGGUCAAUGUGAAGGAAACGGACGGAAGAAGCUACGAAGAGAACUACGACGUCGUCGGACGGGCAGGUCAAAGGUCGCCACCACGACGGUGCCGCGAUCGCACAUAAGCAAUGGACGUCGUCUGCCGAUCGUCGAGUGCGCGAAGAAAAGGUGACCGCCGGUGGCGAACGUAGGGAGGCGAGUGAAAAUGAAACCGUGAGCGGGGAUGUAAAGACCCGAACAAGCUCUCGACGGACGGUCUGCUCCAAGUCUGAUUGCGGCUGGACCGCGAAACGUAGAUUAAAGGCGCCACCCCCCCGGGUCCACCUAGCUACGUAACUGUGGCCGCAGAGUGUGCGUGUGUUUUUCCAGGCAGACAGAGAGAGCGAGAGAGUGAGAGAGUGAGAGACUGUAUCCGGGAGCGGGCAGUGUUCGCGCCCUUACCUCCCCACACCUGUGGUGGCCGGAGCGCCGAUCGCGAAGUACAGAUCGCGUCAACGAUCGUAAGGGAUCUCGCCGCCAGCAUACUUUUCAGCAUCCGCACAUCGCAUUAGAGAGAAGCACAUACUCGCGCAGGUGCGCCAGUUCGGUGGUGACUCGGUCACUCGGUAAGCAAAUUACCGUGACCGCUGACGUCACGUCCGUUCGUGCACCACCACCACGCCAUUUCAGUCUUUGGGCCCCCUGGUGGUGCCUAUUUGACGAGUAAAUAAAAAGCGCAUCUCAGGGAACAUCAGCACCGCAUCGGAAGAGAGCGCCCGAUAUAAUCCGCGUGGCCUCGACACACGACGAAGAUGUUGAACAGCGAAACGGGCGAGAUGGAGUACGAGUCCGGAGGGGCGUACCGGGACCGGGAGCGUAUCUACCUGGACAAGGAAACGGGCGAAGUGAGCAGCUACCGGGCGGAACCGGACGCAAGGCGUCCCCGGUCCAAGUUCCUCGUGCCGAAGCAGUACCUGCGCAACCAGUGCGGCAUUGUGGCGCGCAAACCGGUGGCCUCGGCGGCGGCACCGAGCGUGGCCUGCGCGUCCAUGGCCUGCCGGCAAAAGAUGAUUCCGAUGACGAAGGAGGAGGUCACGGUCGGCUACAAAUGUAGCGCCCAUCUGCUCUACCUUCUGCCGCUGUUCUUCAUGACGCCGAAGCUGUUCGCGCUGCUCAUUUCCUUCGUGGAAGUCAUGCUGCACAUGUGGGCACACCGGAAGAACGGGGCCGGCGGCCGCCGCCAGGACGUGUACUACCGCAGCCCGAUGCACGUGGUGACGCGCAACUUCUGCGAAGUCUGCCGCCACGAGCAGCUGAUGGGCCGCGUCGGCAAGCUGCAGGACGGCCGGAUGAAGCAGAUGCAGAACUACUUCCGGAAGGUUACCCGAAACAUGGCCUGAAGCGCACUUCGGUUGGGGAGCGCAACGCGUUAACGCUGCUGAUAGGUUGCGCCUGGAUCCUGGACCUGGAUCGGUCGUGCGCAGCUUUCGGCAUUGAAUAAACCGUGCUACAAUGAGGGCUCUGUCCGUACUGUUAGCUUGUAUUAAAGUUUGUGCACAUUGGGUACAUUGAUUAGCUUGUCGUUAUCAACCAUUCGUACAUUAAACAUAGAGCGUGUGCCUCAACAGAGUGCC